Messenger RNA from Lodderomyces jiufengensis, 1761 nucleotides. RefSeq lists its product as uncharacterized. The coding region runs from base 1 to 1761 and encodes 586 amino acids. Gene Ontology annotation, cellular component: membrane. Gene Ontology annotation, biological process: transmembrane transport. The transcript has a single exon. The record is from RefSeq and is a predicted model, not a curated record. Gene Ontology annotation, molecular function: transmembrane transporter activity. Lineage: Eukaryota; Fungi; Ascomycota; Pichiomycetes; Serinales; Debaryomycetaceae.
AUGUCAGCAGUCAUUUCAAAUGUUACAACUCCAUUCAAGAGAUUAAAAUGGGGGUUCAUUCCUCAAAGAAGAAUAAUAGAUGAAGAUGAAGAUGGAAAUUUUAUAGAUACAGAUCAUGAUUCUACAACAAAAGAAAAUUCAAGUGAAAAAAAUUCAAGCAUUAACAUUAUUGAAAAAGAUACUUCAAGUGAUAACCAAAAUAGUUCAAGUGACGAUUCAAGUACAACUCUUGAAUAUAGAGAUGAAUCAAAUAGACCUUGGUGGAAAUUCUUUGACGAAUAUGAAUAUAGAGUUAAAUCAUCUACAAAAAAUUCAAAAAAAUGGUAUAAAUGGUUUCACGAGGAUGAUACAACUGAGGAGAAGAAAUUAAUUAGUAAGUUGGAUAUUAUUUUAACAUUUUAUGGAUUGAUGAUUUAUUUUGUUCGUUAUUUGAGUCAAACAAAUCUUGUUAAUGCAUAUGUUGGUGGAAUGAAAGAAGAUUUAAAAAUGUUUGGAAAUGAAUUAAUUGAUACUCAAGUUGUUUUUAAUAUUGGUAAUGUUAUAUUUCAAUUGAUUUUUAGUUUCAUCAUUUAUGCAUAUCCUUUGAAUUAUGUUCUUCCUGGGUUGGAUGUUUGUUGGUCAGUUUUAACUAUAGUCACAGCAGAAGUUAAUAAUGUUGCCAGUCUUAAAGCCAUAAGGUUCUGGAUUGGUGCUGCGGAGCUGCCUUUUUAUGUAUCGUAUCAUUACUUGUUAGCUUCUUGGUACAGAGGAAGUACGGGUGAAAUUGCAAGAAGAGCUGGCUGCUUUUACUUUGGGCAAUUUCUAGGGGUUUUAACUUCUGGUUUAAUUGCUGGAGCAGUUGAACGAGCAUUUGGAGGGAUAUACGGAAGUUCAUGGAGAUGGAUUUUUAGAAUUGAUGGAAUUAUAAGUUUAGUUGUUGGAAUUAUUGGAUUUUAUUCUAUACCUGGUACACCAUCUGAUUGUUAUUCAAUUUUUUUAUCUGAUGAAGAUAUAAGAGCUGCUAGAAGAAGAAUGAAAAGAGAUAAUGUUGAUCCAAGACCAAGAACUGAUGUAUAUAAACAUUUUUUUGAUAAAUCUGUUUGGAUUUCAAUUUUCACAAGUUGGCACUUCUAUGUCUUAACUAUUUGGUGUAUUUUAUUAUGGAGUAAUGCUAAUGGACCUUCAGGUGCUUAUGCAUUAUGGUUGAAAUCUUUAAAAAAUGAUGAUGGAACUCCAAGAUUUGGCGCAGGCCAGUUGCAAGACUACACGGCAUUGACUCCUGCCUUAGGGCUAGUGUGGUUGAUCUUGACUUGCUCCUUUGCUGACUUGUUAAGUAGUCGUUGGGGCGCAGUUAUAUUUUCACAGGUCUUGAAUGUGAUUUGUAAUUUAUUAUUAGCAAUUUGGAAUAUCCCAGAAGGUGCAAAAUGGUUUGCUUGGUGUUUACAAUAUACAAGUUGGAGUGCUUCACCAGUUAUGUAUAGUUUUCAAGGUGAUAUUUGUCGUAUGGAUAGUAGAAAGAGACUGGUUUUGUUAGUGCUUAUGAAUACUAUAGCUCAAGCUUUUAAUAUUUGGAUUUCAAAAUUGAUUUGGCCAACGGUGGAAGCACCAAGAUAUUUGAAAGGAUUUACUACAACUACUGCUAUUUCAUUUUCAUUGAUCUUAUGGACCCUAGUAGUCCUUUACUUUUACAAAAAACAAGAAAGAAGUAACGCCUUGAAAAAUGGGAUUUAUCUCAUCAAUUCUGAUAAGGAAAAGAAUGUGGAUCAUGUUGAUAAAACUUAG